Porites lobata is the source of this 11346-nucleotide messenger RNA. NCBI's taxonomy places the organism in Eukaryota, Metazoa, Cnidaria, Anthozoa, Scleractinia, Poritidae. The record is from the annotation of a GenBank genome assembly.
CUUCGCUACAAAGUGCCAGAAAUAUGGCAUGGCUGCAUUAAAAAGUUGACCGUAUGGUGCUCGUUAUUACAUCAUGUAAGUCGCCCACGGCUGCAUAUCUAUGCCCAUUAUGAGUGUGCCCUUCACGGAAGAGGAAAGGCAAGAGGCGUUAGAUUUCUUCAGGCGAUUUGUCGCUGAUCAAACUGACGCGUUCGGUGAAUGUGAGAACCUACCCAUCCGACUAAGUUCACUCUCUAUCACUGUGAACGAGUUAGAAGGAGAAUGCAUCGACUGGUGCUUGCAGUACCUCAGGAAAAGGUGAGCAUCCGUUGAAAACUCUUGCAAAUGCAAAAUGUAGCUGUUUUAGCGUGCGAAAGCAUUGUUGUACCUAUUUGCGUAUUCGGGUGUAUUGCACAGUUCGUGUUUACACAGCUUACAGAAUCAAAGCGAAUAGAAUCAAUGUUGUUUUGUAAAGAAAUUGUAGCGAUCUCGGUGCUGAUCAGAAACAUUGUUUCAGUAGUAUACCUAUCUAGACUAUCACAGGGGCUACUUGCUUUCUAUUAAGUUAUUUACAAAUGAGUUAAUUUUAAAACUAAAGGUGUACGGUGUGAAGAACGUGUAUGUAGAUCAUACCCCCCCCUCUUUUGUAAGCGUAUGUAAUAAAUUUACUUAUAUGAUACAUUCAAGAUGGCAGUUAAGUCAACCCUUUACUGUUUUAAAUGUAUUAAAGUACCUCAGAAAUGUUUUAAUGGGUCAGUCAAGGGAUUUGAUUUAGUGCACGUACCGUGUGUCUGGAGUAACACUAUUAUUUUGGUCUUCGAAAAAAGUUCUUAAAAUCAUCAAUAUUGGCUUCUUAAUUAAUUCACUCCUUUGAGUAACAGAAAGGUAUAUGAUAUUUUUCAGUGCGAUAGUUUGGCAGAUUAUAUUUUAUCCCUUUACAAAACUUUUGUAUCACUCCACGAUUGAGCACUUGACAAAGAAAUUAUUGUAGUGUUCGGGUGACAGACUUAAAUUAAUAAAGAUAAUAAAAAGUUGACAAAGAUAACAAAUUUAAAAAUACGUAUAAUCGUGAAUAGGGAAUGUCUGAGUGGCAUGUUAGGCCACACAUUCGUGUAAUUUUGCAAAUACCUGAGCUGAUUAGAGUAUUGCCAUGUUGCUGUCACACAAACAAUAUGGCCUCUGAGUAUCUGAUAUUAAGCCUUAGAAGACUUGAUAUGCAAGGAAUCUUCCAGCAUUGCGCCUAGUUUCUCACUAGAUUUCUUAUUUUGAAAUUGACUACUUUCAUUCAAGGGCAUCCAUAAUUCUAAGAGAUUGCAAUGGAAAAUUCAAGAUUGACAAUCAAAAAUAGAAAUUUUUUAUAAGGGUCAAAAUUUUGUAUUAUGUCGGAUCAUUUGUAAUGCAUCCAUCUCAUUAAUGUUCCAUGUGUACAAAUAUAAUACAAAAAAGGAAGAAUCGACAUAACUAUUAUAGGCGGCUCACAAAAUAGGAUAAUUUUAAAAAAAUAAUUCUUUUUUAAAAACUUAAAAGUUCUGCAAACUUAAUGUAUCCUAGUGGCCUGGAACUGAAACUCAACAGGUCCUGUUGGGGAGGGAAGUCUCUCCAACAAGAGAAACGUGGUCUCAAGUGUUAGUGGUAGUUCAAUACAGAGAUUAAGAGUCAUGUUUACACCAAUUGGCAAAAUGUGAAUCUGACUGCGUGACCAAGUUUCCUCUUACAUAAUUGUCAUUUACUGUUUUAUUAUUACCUCUACUAAAAAGUAAGUUGUUGCAUGCGAGUUUUAGUCAUAAUUAUUGUUCUGGACAGUUUUUAUCUGCUUAUUUUCUAUUCUGAGAAAUACUCAACUUGAAUCUGUGGUUUGUCGUUUGUUGUAUACGUGACUCUUAGAGAGAUUUUUGUAUGACCUUGAAAAAUAGUUUCUGUAAGUGUUCGUCAUUUGUUUUAUCAACCAAUGGAUGAAAAGAUCAAAACGUGGACUCUUCAUUUUCCUGCAAAAGAAAACCCUAUUAAAUAUGAGGAAGGCAUUGUUUGAUUGGUCAAUCGUGUUGCAACAUGACGUCAAUGCAAAGUAUGGAUUGAUUUCUAGAACGUUCCUGGGCUUGAAGGUUUUUUCACCUGAGUGUUCGUCUAACCAACCAAAAGCCACGCGUGUUUGUGUCCAUUUGAUAAACCAAUCAAAUCGCUCUAUUUCCAUUUAUUUGUUUCUGUUUUGUUUGAGUUUUUUCAUUUCAAGGUCAUCCCAAAAUUGCUCUAAAUCAAUCUCUUCUUAUUGCUUUACUUUAUACAUAGCCAAGCUCCAGAAGCCAUAACAGCACUUAUCACUCAUGCUGCUGUAAGACAAAUCAUUGAAGGCGACCUGUCAGGUUACAGACAAGAUGAAUCUGAGGAUGCCUGUGAGUAGACCAAUACCAAGAGAUGAUAAUGGGACGUCAGGGAAGGAAAUGCCCAGUCCAGCCAUUGGGAUAUGUGAAUUUCACCAAAGUAUAAUUUUUUUUGACCAGUAAUAUUAAACAUUUGAGAUUAACAGUGGAAGUUGGUUUCUGGAGAGGUCUGCAAAUGUUUAUUCAGUGUUGUCGAGAGAGUAUAAUUGGACACUAUGCUCUUUUGGUGUGUCGUCUCACUUUAUAUUCUGAUCUGCAUUGUUUGUUUUGAGGCACUCGAGGUGGACUUAGUGACGUUUCAAACAAUCGAUUAAUUGAUUAGCCCAGGAAUUAGACUUCUUUUAAUUACAGCCUCUACAACUAUUUUUUGUGAAAUUCACAUUUCCCAGCCAUUGCCCUAAGAUUCCCUCUCUGAGCCAUCAUUCUCUCUUGCCAAUACUUGAUCUGGGAUGACUGCAUUUAAAUCAAAUAGCACUGUUAGGGCUCUGUUGUAGCAGAGUGGCUAAAUCAAAUGAAGGCUAACUUGAGACAAUACUGGCUAGUAAUCUCUUGUGUGUGAUUUUUGGAUACAUGAGAUGGCUUCUCAUGGGCCUUUAGGUUUUUUCUAGCUUUCAGGCUGAAGCCAGGCCACUACAUCACUUUGCCUUUAGUUACUGUGACUCAUUAGUGUGUUUUUACUCUCUACCCUUCCCCCUCUUUAUAAGUACAUACUUAAUAUGCUAGGUUCCGCUGGUAAGGAGUGAAGAUAGCCUGGAAGGAUGCCAUAUAAAAUUCACAGGGUUGUUAUCGUUAUACAUUGCACUCAGCUACAGUUCUCGUGCAGCUCCACUAGCCUUUCUUGGCUCCUCCCCUCACACUUAUCUUUAAUUAUGAGCUUAAUAAAAGUUUUACAGUGGGUUUACUUUUAUGCUUUUUUUUAACUUUGCUAUCGACUUCCUGUUUAAAUAUGUACUUAAAAAUUGUUUGCGCUUUUCUAGAUAUUUUUAUGUUUGUCAUCAAUCAUUAGAACUUUUUUAUUCUCUGGAAAUUGAAGUUUCAAUAAGACCCUUUGUAUUAUCAUGUUUUUGUGAUUCACAUAGAGAGAUGUAUUUUUAGAUUGGCAAAGUGGUAGUCUCUUGGACCUCUACAAGUUUUGAUACCUGAGGAUUUUUAUAUGUACAUCACAUCCUUGUCUCUUGUUACUGAUCAAGCAAGCAAUAUUUUUUGUGAGGGAUGGGUGAAUGAACAUGAAAAAAUAGAUAACAUUCCUGUAGCAAAUCCUAAAAAGCACAAAAAAGAAAGCUGGUUGAGAUAAAUUAAGUUCCCAACUUUGAAUUCCUCAAAGAAAAGAAGUACAGUAUGAACAUCUUAGUUAGCAUGCAAUCAUGUGGUUAAUUUUUGGUUUGUCAAACUACAUUAAGUCUGUGCUAAUAAGGUCACCAAUCAUGAAAAACAAAAUAAACACCAGGGCCAGGUUGUUCAAAGGAGGAUUAGUGAAAAUCCAGGGUUAGUUAUCUUGACACUACUCAUACGUUCUAUAUAGUUUACAGUUACUGCAGUAUUAACAGGGCUGUCAUUAAGUUUUGAAGCAGCUGUAGCAAAUGAAGAUUCACUCGUAACAUCUCACAAAAAUUUAUAGUGUUACCUUUAGUUUCCACUUUGAUCACCUGUAACAUCAAGUGAGCUCAGCCUUAACAGGUGAUACAGGUUACAGCCCUUAUGGCAGCUCUGAUUACCACUGACAGGAAAUUUUCUUAUAAUAAUAUUAAUGAUACAGCAAUUAACUUUUCGUCUUUCCUUCUGUGACAGUACUAAGCACUUCCAAAAUUGCCAAAGAUGUCAUGAACAAGGUCCUUGAAGUUUGCAAGCAGUGGAAUGAAGGAACUCCAUCCUUUUGCAAGUCAAAGAUGAAAUAUGAAUCCUGUGUUCAUGCCAUCAAAAACACAAGGAGAAAAAUGGAAGAUAAACAUGUCAUUCUCCCCCAGUUUAAUAAUCUUUUUGGUUUUCAAGAGGUACUUCUACCUUUCAUAAAUUAAUGUUCUUUCAAUACUAUACAGUACUAUCGUAUUUUUUUUCUUAUUUAUCUUUCCACAACUUCAUGAAAAACCCACUCUACCUAAUUAAGUCAUUAGCCUUUUAAAAACUGUCAGGGUAAAGGAGAUUGAAACGUUUGUCUCUGUGUAUAGCCAGUCAGAACAGUAAACUCAGCAAGCUUACCCUUGGAAUCACCCACCUUGUCACUGUAUAAAAGCAAUGAUUAAUUUCUAUAAGUAGCCAGCUAUCCAAGGCAUAAUUUGUGAUUUGAAUGUCACUGAAAUCUAAAAGGUUUCUGGCAAAUUCCUUUAGUGUUUGGGGUUAAAGGAAAGACCAAUGAUAACCUUUACGACAUGAAAAAAGUAGUGAAGAAAUUUAGAUGGACAUCUAUUGCUGAUCCUGACAGUGUCCAACGUCAACAAAUUUAUUUGACUAUGCUAGCCACACACAACAAAAGCUGAUUUCCAGGUGGGGCGUGGGCAUACACACAUUGCAAAAGAUAGAGGCAAUAUGGUGUUCACUAUUGGAAUGAAUCCAUCUUAGAGUGAGUUGACUGAGUGUAUGAAAUGCAUAUUAAGUUCUGCCAAGAUGACUAUGUCAACAUAAUAGCUGGUUACCCUCAUACUAGUGCAAGGUUUUAGCCAGAAGGGUGUCCAGCCGUCCUAUGGACGCCCAUUUUUGGAAGAAACACAAGGAAAAUUCACCUGAUCUCUCAUACGUUUAGGGGAAAACGUGAAUUCUGGACGGCCAGUUUUCAAUGUCUGGCUAAAAGCCUGUACUAGUGGGACAAUCAAUGUUUCCGUGUGUUAAUUUUUGGUUUUAUUAGCCUUACUUUGGUCCCCAUCUUAGCUUUGCCUGUGGUUCAUUUAUCCCAUCUUUUGUCAGGGUUGCUCAUGAUUUUAACAGAAACCUGACCUGUCAUUAUAUAAUAGCAAAGACUUGAAAUGUGUUCUUUUUUCUAAAGGAUCACUCAAAUCAGGCUUUCUUUGCUGUUUAUGAUGGUCACAGUGGUGUUGAUGCUUCAAACUACGCUGCAACUCACCUUCACUGUCACCUUGCAAGAAACAAAUGCCUUGAAAAGGAUCCAUUAUUGGCUUUAAAAGAGGCUUUUGAAAAGACGGACAAGUGCUUUGUAGCAAAAGCCAAAAGAGAGGCAAGGAGUAAUAUUAUUUAUUUUAUCUGAACAGUGUACAAAAAAAAAAAUAGCCCGUAAAGCUGUAUUAUAGAGAUGCUGCAUAGUUUCUUGCAAAAGCGAGGUUAAUAAAUCUGUCCGAUUGGCAUCGUAUGUUGCUCUUACGAGGAUCACUGGCAGAGUGCAAUCUUACUUUGGUAAUAUUUUUAUUGGUUUGGUAUCCGGAGUUGCCUAGCAACAAUGUUACGACUAAGCUCCAAUUGACCUCAUUCAGUCUGAUGUCUCGUCUACUUCCAUUGAACUGGUUGAUGUCAAGGAGCAUUUUGACGGUGUUGUUUUGACUGUUUUUGUGCCGUUUUGGCGAUUGUGAAAUGCUUUUGUUGAUUAAUUUGUAUAGGUAAUAGCAUGAUUUGUAGUGAUAUUUCAAAAUUGUUAUACGUAAUUUCACGAGACGUUAGGCGAGUGAAAUUUGAGACAAUUUGGAAAUAUCACGAGUGGUGUUUAUGCCAAAUAUCACAUACAAAUCAUGCCAUUAUUUGUUUAUACUACUACCCGCAAAAGGUUUGUAAUUUUCACAUGUAGUUAUAUCAAAUUAAGCUGAAAUACCACUGUUCUAAGCCAAUCAAAUUGCAGAAAUUUCUCAUGUAGUAUACCUGCCAACUCUCAUGCCUUAGGCGUGAGUCUCACGCCUGUGGGUUGAAAACUUCAAUCUCAUGCCGGCUCACGCCUGCGGGCCAAUUUCUCACGCUUGAUUGAAAAAUGUGAGUUGUUGCCGUCCUGCUUGACACAAUUUCCAAAAAUAUGUUAACUCAGACCCAUGUAAGGAAGGAAAACCAUGUGUAAAAUGAAUAAAUGGCAAUACCUUCCUCGCUAUCUCUGAUUUUUGAAGUGAAAAGCACUGGGAGCGAGCUCGCCUUUGGCAGACUUCGGACGUCUUCGGAAGACUUCGGACUUCUUCGGGAAUCUUCGGAAAUGAUCGUGUCGUCUUCAAAAAUCCCAGCACUCCCAGGAUAAAAAUCUCACGCUUAUUUCUCAGAAAAAGUUGGCAGGUAUAAUGUAGUAGUAUAAUGACAGCAAUUAAGUAUUUUAUAGAGAACAUUGAAGCAAUUUGGACUAUUACAGCUUGAUAGGUGAUGGGAUGUGUUUGUUUUUCGCAAGAGUGUUUUAGUUCAGCUUUUUACCAUCAAAACCUUGCUUAACCUAUACCACUGAUAUUAGGAUUUAUAAAACCAUGCUUUUCCCUGAAAUCUGUGCCUUUGAAUUUAUGUUACACCUAGGCAAACCCACAAUGAAUUGGUUCAUUCCCGGCCUAUCAAUGUGACCGAUGUUUCACCUCAGCUCCAUACAUCGAUCGGCCAUUAAGCCUGAGAGUGAAUUAACACGGAAAUAUUGCAAAAUGGCUUUGAAAUACUCAUUUAAGCUAGUUUUCCUCAAAUGUAUCUUUGAAUUCAUGUUAAUAGAGCUCCACAAGUGUCAAACAGCAUGUAUGGCAGAGAAAAGUGCUUUAAGUGUAAUAAUUUUACCGAUUUAUCAAUAUUCAGUGGCAUCUUGGCCCAGUUGUGUCGGAACUGUCUUCUCGUGCAGGAGGUAGUCAUGUUGUACUGGUUCCAAUCUCUGCAUACAUAUUUUAGUUUUCUUUGUACAUUUUUUUGUCCGUUUAGAUUUAGAUUUCUUUAUCACAUUUUUCCCUUUUGCUUGUUUCCCUUUAUUCGCGAGGUUUUUGUGACAAUGUAUUUCUAGUAUGAACUACUUGAACUUCACAUACGAAGAUCAGGGUUCACAUGCAGUGAAGCUACACUGAUAGUAUGGCUUGCUAUCCCCAGAUACUUUGGUUCAUGCUAUUUCUCCCCGACCAGCUGUAUAACUGAUCACCGGCAGCAUCUCUUGCAAAAAUCUUUACAUGAUUUCUUCACAGCCCAAUACAUGUAAUUACAAGAUUUGAUGCCACCUUUGAGACUGGUCUUCUAAGCCUCUAUUUUGGUAGUCCAUUAAUGUUCCCAUUACUGAUCUUUUCAGGGUCUUCGUAGUGGCUCUACCGGUGUUGCCGUCCUGAUUAAGGGUGAAACACUUUAUGUUGCUUGGUUGGGAGACUCACAGGUUGUGCUCAGCAAAGCAGGGCAGCCCACUCUGCUGAUGAGCCCUCACAAACCAAACAGAGAGGUAAGGUUUAAGAAACCCUAAUAGUGAACCAUACAUUAUUAUUUUGCUCCAGAUUAUAUUGAUCACUGCUCAGUCAUUUAUGGCAUAAAUUAAGGUUGGAGGAAAUGAAAACCGAAUGAAAAAAGGGUCUGUAGAUAUCAUUUUGCCAUGUGGGACAAGAAACGUACCAUUGCAUUUGGGAGGAAAGCAGGAGGCAAAAUGAGAAAAGACAGUACUGUAGGAGAGUGUUGUGAUGGAUCAUUAUCACACCCAUUAACAACACCUAUAGUCAGUUGUAAUGGUUAAAAGCAAACCAGCCAUGACAUGACUGGGCAAAAUCAGCUGCAAGAACUGCAAUUUUGUGUCAUGCUAUCAUUUCUCCCCAACCAGCUGCAUAACUGAUCACCAGCAGCAUCCCUCCAAAAAUCUCUACAUGAUGUCUUCACAGCCCCUCCGGCCUACCAAGGCUUGUAAGAAGAAGAGACACUUUCUACUAGCUUUUGUUUUCAAUUGAUUUCUGGUAAACUAUUAUCAUUUUUUUAACACCAGGAUGAAAGACAGAGAAUUGAGGCCCUUGGAGGAUGUGUUGUGUAUUUUGGUGCAUGGAGGGUGAAUGGAAGUCUCUCAGUAUCACGUGCAAUUGGUGAUGCUGAACACAAGCCUUACAUCAGUGGAGAGCCUGAUGUGGAGGAGUUCAAUAUGGAAGGUAAUGGUUAUUUUACGAAUCAAUCAUGUUUUCAGACUAUGUUUUGAAAUGUCUAAUACAUGAAUUUCAUCAUAACUGGAAAGUAAAAGGAAGACAAGAUAUUUGCCCCUGUUUAUAUUGCCAUCCAAAGGAAGAUUAUGCAGUCUUCCCAUGAUUCCCUGCGCAAUUUGUCGAAAUUUUUGCUGGUAAUGUGGCCAUUUUGGAUGCAUCAUGAGCUUCGGAGAUGAACUUUUGACCUUUGAGAAGAGCCUGUUUCUUUUGUUUCAUACCUUUUUUUAUUGGUUCAGAAUUGAUUUCCUGUACAGAUUUUCAAAGCUGUUAAAGUAAAUUUGUACGCCUUAUGUACAUGAUAAAGAGACCUGGAUUUUUAAUGAUGACGGUAUUGUCUUAGUUUGCCGUCACAGUCAGGCAGGUUCAAGAAACAGUGUUACUUUGUUACUUACAAUAGAGGUUCUGUUAAACUAUGAUUAUUUUUGAGGAGGGUAAGGGAUAUAAUGGUUUCAUCCCUGUCUGGGGAGUUGUAGAACUUUGCAUCAAAAAAGUGUUAUUAAUACUUGGCCUUUAAGAUUUUGACUUAGGUUUUCCUCCCAUUAGAACAUGAUGGAACCUGUGAACAGAUGUUGUAAUAAUACAAUAUAAACUUGUUGUUUUUGACAACUAAGAACAAUAUCUAAGAAGCUUAGAGAGCUUUCUGAGAAGUAUAUUGGCACCGUUGUCUUUCACAAGCCAGUGCAAGUUAUUAGCCAGAGAAGCAGGUCUGACAGGGGAAAGAUAGGGAGAGACAAAGGCCCUUUGUGGGGCACUAGUUAAAAUAAUGAGGAAAAAAACAGGCUGGAAAGAAUCAAAAUGCAGUGUUUAUAAUGUUGGUUAAUUUUCUCUUGGAUAGGUGAUGAAGACUUUCUCAUAUUAGCUUGUGACGGUUUAUGGGAUGUUGUCAAGCCUGAUGAAGCUGUUGAAUUAGUAGUUCAGUACCUUGCAGAUGGAGGUGAUAGAUCAACUGUUGCUAAACUGCUUGUGGAUAGUGCUAAAAGUGGUGGCUCUAAUGACAACAUCUCAGUUGUUGUUGUCUUCUUGGAUGUCCAUAAGAGAGGUGUGGAAUCUGUUACAGACACUGUGUCUAGCAUAGCACUGACUGAAGUGGACCAAGAUCUUUCAUCUGAUGACAGAGCUGUGAACACAUCAGAAAAUGGUACCAAGGAGAACAGUAUCUUUGAAAAUAAAGGGAACAUUUCACCAGUACCAUCUCCCAAACGUUCACCAAAGUUAUCCAAAAAGACAGAGGAUGAAAAUACACCUGUAGUACACACUUCACCACAAACAGCAACAUAGCAAGGCAGUUUCUCAUCACCAUGGUAACUAAGUAUAUGAAUGAUUUUACGCAAAACUUUAUACUGAGGAGUGAUAAUUUCAAAUUGAAAUAAGCUCUAUUUUUGUGCAGAGGCUAUUAAUCAUGAAUGUAAGAAACUUAGUUCAUGUUAUUUAUUUGUUAAAAAAUACCUGAAAAUACGGAAAAUGACAGAAAUUGCUAUCCUUUAGUCAACCGCUAUGUGAAGCUAUCUUUUGUUCUUUCUUUAUAGUGACAUAUUGAAAGGUAUAUUUGUCAUGUACAGCUGUUUGGUUGGGUCCACACGAGAAACUUAAAAGUUUAUGAAAAGGAAACUGGCUACAGGUCCCACAACAUAUCAGUAAAUUUUUCUGUCAUUUUUGUUCCAGUCAUUUGAAGUAGGAAUAGUAAUCACAUAAGCCUUGGUACAGUUUAUGUAAACCUUUUGUUAAAAAAGUGCAUUCAAAGCUAAGUUUUGUACAUGAUACAUGCAACAUGUGGACUGUGCUGACGUAGUGCUUAUUUCCAGUUCACUUUGUAUUUCAAUCCUCCAAAGCUUUACGCUCUUCAUUACUUUUAACCGUAAAUCUCUCCAGAUCUUACUGGUUGAGUAAGAUUUUAAGUGAUAAAUAACAUUAGUGGUACUGGUGUUUCAGAGUUUUUACAAAUGUAUUUACUGACAAAUCAAAAUAUUUACUCAAUGGAAUACUUAUUUCAAGAUUCAGAUUUUUGUAAAAAAUACCAUAGCACAUCUUAUACACAGUACAUCCAAAAAUGUAACUGAAUCCCAUUAAUUAGUUUCUAGUGCAGCUUUUGCUUCUCCUCGAGAAGGAUUGCGUGAUGACCUAAAUAAUGGCUACAUAGAAGCCAUUCAUUUGAAUUCAUACAUGUCCGCGAUUCUUGUUAUUUUCCAUUGUGCUUACUGUACAGAUGCUUGCGUAGCUAACUUAUUUUUUUAUGAUAGUCACUACUCACCACACACGCGCACACAAACACCUUCCAGAUAUCCAAAACGUCCUUGUGCUCUAUGAGCCUUGAUAUCAUCAAGCGUUAAUAGAGCACAACAGUUUAUCUUUAUUGAUCAUGUGGUUUAUUCUCAUGACCAUAAAUUUUGAUCAAGUGUUGAAGUUAUAAGGAGAAAUAAGUUGCUUGUAACCUGUUGGUUUAAAGGGUUAAAAACUGUUUUAAAUUUAGUGAUGGAAUUUAGGAAUUUAGAAAGUAGUUGGUAUUGUUGGUAAUGCGGUUUAAUCAACCAAAAAGAAAAGUAAGAAUAAGGACCAUUCAUAUCUUGUAAUAUGCUUAGGUUAUACAGUCUUUAUAUCAUCAAAUCAUUUACACCAAAAAGGCUGAUUUGGCCGAACCAAGACACAAUUUACAUUCAUUAGAAACCCAACUACAAAGACACAGCAUUGUUUUAAGUAAUCUUGUUAUAACUGAAAAGCUGUACUAUUUUUACAUUUGUGAUUGUAAACAUAAAAGUUAUUCAGCCGCUGUAAUGGUUGGUCAGUAUUCACUGGAGAAAUAGGUUGCUUUGUCCUCUCAUGUGGGUGGACUGGAGUACACUGUGCCCUCUUAAUGGGGCAGGGCGGGGGGGCAAAAGGUUUUUUUUGAACCCUGAUUUUCUGUCUGGAGGAUCUUUUUUGUCUUCAAAGAACAGAUCAAAUUCUUCAAUGUG